AGCGGCUGGAUCAAACGGGAUCCUCACGCGCUGCUUUUAUCAUGACCAAAUAAAGAAAUGAAAAAUAAAGAAAUAAUCCAUAUUCGAAGUCUUCAGUAGGAGAAAGUAUCUGUAGACUCGGAACCUUAAGAUGCUCUUCGGGGGGCUGAUAGGAAGGGAGUUUGGUGCCUUUUAUUUAUUUUCAAGCGAAUAUUUUUCACGUUUUUGAUUUCUUUUUUUUUUUUCGACAGGACGUGACGACUCCACAAUGAUGGGGUUGAUGCUCAAGCUGCGCGGCUGCAUGAAGCCCAAUGUUUACUCCCAGGUUCCGGAAGGAGGUUGGGGAUGGGUCGUGGCCGUAGCCUUCUUUUUGGUGGAGGUUUUCACCUUCGGCAUCAUCAAGAUCUUCUGCAUCUUUCUGCAGGAUCUCACCAACCAUUUCGAAGAGUCAAACAGCCGCGUGUCUUGGAUCGUCUCCAUCUGCGUGUUCGUCAUGUCCUUCUUAGCUCCUCUAUCCUCGGUGCUCUGUAACCGGUUCGGAUUCCGGCCGGUCGUGAUGGUUGGUGGUUUCCUGCUCAGUUUGGGUACCAUCACCACCGCCUUCGCCACAUCCGUUUCUCAGAUGUACAUCACCACAGGCCUUAUUUCAGGCUUUGGGUGCUGCCUGUCUUUCCUGCCCACCAUCACCAUCCUCUCUCAGUACUUCGACAAGCGCAGGUCACUCGUCACCUCCAUCGCCUCCACCGGAGAGUGUUUCUCGCUUUUCGCCCUCGCUCCAGCCUUCAGCGCUUUGAAAGACCAUGUCGGCUGGCGGAACUGCAUGAUUGUCAUUGGGCUCCUACAGUCGAUUGUGAUCGGCUGUGGAGCCCUGCUCAGUCCAAUCAUCAUCCUGCCCAAAUGUGCCAAGCAAGAAGAGGAAGAAGAAGGUUCUCGGACCCCCCUUAAGAAAAUCGCCGAGGACAAAUACGAGAAGGAGAACGAGUUGACACACACGUCCCUGAGCUCCGUGGAUUCUGGGGUUCAGUCCAUCUCCUCGCUGGAGCAGAACACGGCCCAGUCCGGAAUCUCAAAAACGGCAGAAAAAAGAGAAGAUUAUGACCGGGAACUGGCAUACAUUCCUCUGAAACAAGAGACGAUAAAAGGAAAAAGUCUCGACUUGUCACCUCUGAAAGAAGCCAGCUUUAUUUGUUACUCCCUCUUCGGGCUCUUCGCCACGCUGGGUUUCUUUGCGCCGCAGCUCUACUUGAUCGAGCUAAGUGUGAUGUGCGGCGUGCAGCGCAGCCAGGCCACCUACAUGCUCUCCAUCAUGGCUGCGGCAGAGGUGUUUGGCCGCCUGUCAAUCGGGUCACUGAUGACCCGCAAGCCCAUUCGCAAAAUCUACAUCCUGCUGAUCUGCACGGUACUACUGAGCCUGGUGCUCGCCAUCUUCCCUGCUGCCUCAUCGCAGUUCUGGACACUCGCUUUCUGCGCCGCCAUAUGCGGCUUCCUGUUCGGGAUGGUCGCCUCCACUCACAUCCCCAUGCUGGCCGAGGCCGACGUUCUAGGCGUGGAGAGGAUGGCGAUGGGUGCCGGAAUUUACAUCUUCAUCCAGAGCUUUGCCGGCCUUGCCGGUCCUCCACUCGCAGGCGUGUUUGUGGACAUGACGACGGAUUACGGCUAUGCCUUUUACUUCAGCUCGGCCGGGGUGUGUGUUGGCGCUUUAUUCCUCUCGCUGGUGCGACCGGCUAAAACCGGCUGGAAAUGCUGCAAGAAGGACAGGAAGUGUGUGAAACAGGAACAGCAAGUUGUUCCAGAUGACUUCCUGGAAGUAGACAUCGUUCUGGAGGGCAGCGAGGAGACAAGGAACACCAACCAAGUCUGAGAUGCAAGCGUACACGAACACGACACGCACAAAACUUAAACGAUCCACCAAAAGACAUACGUUACAGAUGUUUUUUUGUGUGUGUGACCAAAUGAAACCUCAAGCUGGUGAUGCUGCUGUUUCUCAUUUCUUGAUUUUUAUUUUGUAAAUUUAUUUUAUAUUUUUCUUUGUGAAGAUCUCCGUAUGGGUGAGUGACGAGUUACAGAGGUUACCAUUUAGCAUCGUUUUACACACACGAGACACAAAUGAGAGUCGUUUUUGCUUCCCGCUCCAUAACGACGCUAAUUAGAGGGCAAAAUUGCCAACACUUCUUCAAUUGUCAGUGAUGAAAGCGUCAUUGAGUGUUUUAAUAAUGUAAAAAAAAAGUGUCACAGUAGCAGAGAAACAACCAGUAUUUGUCUUUCUUAUAGUGUCACUUGUAUAAAAAUGUCAAAAACUCUGCUCUCAGCAGGCUUCUGAGAGAGUAUGAACUAGAGGUCGACAGAUUUUACCGAUAACCGAUUAAUCGACCGUUAGCACUUUAUUGCAAAAUAAAAAUAAAUUUUAUUGCAAUGCAGUAGUCUUUACGAAGACUUAAAAAAGAUGGCCAUUUUAAGCACGACUGUUUGUAAUUAUGUGAAAUGGUAACGCAUUAAAGUAAGAGUCCAUUUUUAACAUUAACUGAAAUGAAUAAAUGCUUUAAAAGUUUUUUCAUCUAUCGUUUGUUGCAAAAUUUUAAUAAAUGUUUAAUCUGUUAACUUCAGUUAAUGCACCGUGAACUAACAUGAAUGAGGUACAUCGCGCAGUCUGACGUGUCAAAACAAACAGCAUGCGACAUCAGUGAUUCACCACCAGAGGCUGCUAUCGCACUCUAUAAUGACAGCAGACCUUCAGAGCAGACGCAACCAGGAAAAACUAUCGGUAUGAUUUUUGACGAUAGAUGGUGGUUCCUGCAAUCAAUUUUGAUGCUGAUUAAUUGGCAAAACCGGUGAAUCGGUCGACCUCUAGUUGAACCUGAUGCAUGGUAAUGAAUCAAACUCACUGAACUACUAUUUUUUAGGAAAAAAACACUGCAUGACUUUGUUCGCUUCUCAAUUGAUAAAUAAUUCUGACAUUUUGAAAUUUUGUGGCUUUUAUUGUGUUUUCACAACUCUGUGUGUGUUGUGCGCACACAACACCGUAGACAUCAUUGGCAAGCCGCCAUUGAUAGCAGAACUGCCCUCUGAUUAGCAGAUUGUAUCCUGAUACAAUCAAGAGAAUCGUGAGGAAAAAACAAGGUUGGGUUCGUAUCCCAUGGGUUCGUAUGGCCUCUGAGGAGUUGCUUAGUCCAUAUGUAAAACCCAGACCUUCAUCAUUCAUAUGCGACAUCACAUCAUUCAUCGUUCACGUCUGAUAACAUUACAUCUUAUACUGUAGUGAACGGAAAUGCAGGAUGUCUUUCUCUAAGAAGGAAACCUUAAAGGACAGCUAUUUCCUACCUUCUAAGGAACAUCUAAUGAGCCUUAGAAAAUCUGGCGGUCCACAGAUCUGUUGCGAUCGGUGCACAGUACGAUACUUACAAUGGAAACAGUGUGCAUUUUGAAUGCUCUACAAAAUGAUUGUACUUUGUUUUCGUCCACAUCAUCUUUAUCUUACACUCCAGGUAGAUCCAGCGCUACGUCUUCCAUGUUAUCAUAGUUAUGAAAAACAUAAAAGAUAAAGAAUGAAUGUAGCAACUCUCUUUUUUCUUUUUUUGUCCCUUAACGAAUCCUGCUUUACUACAACACAACAAAUCAAAUGAACAACAUUUAAUAUGCUUAUUUAUUUUCAGCCAUUGGUAAAGAUGAUGUUGCGGGCGAGAAACAAUCGGACAUCGAGUGCGGCUGUAAUUAUGUGAUAGCGAUAAUCCCCGCCCUCUAAUGCUGAUGAAAUGUGUCCCUUAAGCUGUAUUAGGGUGUAGGGAUGUUUAGACUUGAACUCUGAUGCGCACACACACAUAAUCUUAAUGACUUGAACAGUGUUGAUUUUCUCGGCCAUCAUUAAAUAAUUUAUUGCACUGUUUGUUUUGCAAUCUUUUUUUAUAUAUAUAUAUAUUACAUCAUAUCAAGUCAGUCUUUGUUAAUGAUUAUUUUUUUUUGUUUUGUUUACAAUAAUGAAACCUGCGUGCAAUGAAACCAAACCCUAUUGUAGUAAUGCUCUGAAAUGCUGCAAAAGAUGGAUUGCAACAAGAUUCAUAUUUACACAGGAAUAAAAAUCUGUUGAUUAUUUUUA
Silurus meridionalis is the source of this 4069-nucleotide messenger RNA. RefSeq names its product solute carrier family 16 member 6b (gene slc16a6b). Gene Ontology annotation, biological process: monocarboxylic acid transport; transmembrane transport. Bases 248 to 1840 code for a protein of 530 amino acids. Gene Ontology annotation, molecular function: monocarboxylic acid transmembrane transporter activity. The record is from RefSeq and is a predicted model, not a curated record. Lineage: Eukaryota; Metazoa; Chordata; Actinopteri; Siluriformes; Siluridae. The transcript has 6 exons.